ACUUUAUGUCUGAAUCUGAAUCUCCACUUUCGUUCUGUUAAAGGUCUUUAUCUUACAUUAAUUUAGGAUGUACAUUUCUCAUCUAUAGCAUUUGCAAACUGAAUUUUCUUGUGCUGAAAUCACACACGAUGGUGCACAAUCCAUGUAAACCACGGUACACUUUAUCAAUUGUGCUUUCAAAAAUUUUAAUUGGUAAUUAUCUGUACGCUACUGACUACUGAAUAUGUGUCUUGACUACAGAACAGAUUUGGUCUGAAAUGGACAAACAGGGAGAUGAAUCUCUCAAGGACCUCGAAUUGGAUAAUAAAUUUAAAGAUUUGGCCUUUAAUUGCUCUAACAGCCAUUUGGAAGGUCUGGUCGAUGAGAAUCAGGCACUGAAACUGGAAAACGAACGGCUGAGGGGGAGGAUCGAUGUGAUGAAGCAUGAUGAGGCUGAACUUCUGAAACGUUUGGGAGCUGUGCUCGAGGAUUUGAAAGAAAAGAAAGAAAUGAUCCAGGAUACAGAAGAGCUUAAUCUCGCUCUCAUCAACAUGGAGAGCCGGAGCAAGGAUGAACUGCUAGAAGCUCGGAAAGAGUUGAUCUAUGCAUUUAGCAAAAUAUCGAGUGGUCAUAUUCAUAUCAAGAAGAUGGGUGAGCUUGAUACCAAUCCAUUCCUAAAAGUGCUGAAACGAAAAAACGAGGAAUUGGCCGAAGAAAGAGCUUCUAUGCUAUGUUCCUUGUGGCAGACUCGUUUGAACAACCCCUCAUGGCAUCCUUUCAAGGUUAUCGAGGCUCAAGGGAAGCAUCAGGAAGUAAUAGACGAUGAAGAUGAAAAAUUGAAAGGCCUGAGGGAUGAAAUGGGGGAUGAAGUUUAUGCAGCCGUUGCAACGGCCUUGCUGGAGAUGAACGAGUACAAUCCGAGCGGCAGGUACGUCGUCCCGGAGUUAUGGAACUACAGAGAGGGAAGAAAGGCUUCAGUAGGAGAGGGAAUCCAACAUAUAUAUUGGCAGUGGCAGACCGAUAAGCGCAGAAUGAGCAAAUCUCCUCAGGCUGAUGGGAAUUUUUCGUCGGACUUGGCGAACGUCUUUCGGGGUUUUGAGGACAUGGGUUUUUGGGGAAUGGGGUUUGGGAAUUCGGGUGUUGGAUCGGGAUCUGAUUUGGCGAAGCUCGAUUCCAUCUGGGUUGCUGUUCGUCUUUUGUUUUUACGUCAGAAGCUGCUAUUUUUGAAUUCGACGGAGCUUUUGGAACUGCCGAAGAAAUCGAUUCUCGCUGAGAAGUUUCUGCAGAAUCCGAGAUCCGAGUUGGUGCUUAAUUCUGCAAUUUAUGAUCAUUAUGUCCCUGAUUCUGUUAUUCAACGACCACAGACCGUUGGGGUGGUUGAAUUUUCUGGUGUUGAGUUGUCAUGA
This is a messenger RNA of Syzygium oleosum, 1385 nucleotides long. RefSeq names its product factor of DNA methylation 5-like. The coding region runs from base 258 to 1385 and encodes 375 amino acids. The record is from RefSeq and is a predicted model, not a curated record. Gene Ontology annotation, biological process: gene silencing by siRNA-directed DNA methylation. Lineage: Eukaryota; Viridiplantae; Streptophyta; Magnoliopsida; Myrtales; Myrtaceae. The transcript is spliced from 5 exons.